Molecule: messenger RNA, 4256 nt
Organism: Contarinia nasturtii (swede midge)
Lineage: Eukaryota; Metazoa; Arthropoda; Insecta; Diptera; Cecidomyiidae
Product: pyrokinin-1 receptor-like
Exons: 7
Coding region: 1695-3560 (621 amino acids)
Biological process (GO): neuropeptide signaling pathway
Cellular component (GO): plasma membrane
Molecular function (GO): neuromedin U receptor activity
Source: RefSeq, a predicted model, not a curated record
CAUUAAAUUAGGACGGAAUCACCGAAAGCCAAUGUUCUUUAGUUGGAACUUUUGCUAUUUGCCAAUUCGUUCUUCAAAUCAAAUCAAACUAAGCGAAACAACAUAACGUCAACAUUCAUCAUCUUCAUCAAUGUUACAGCCAAUCCACUUAUUCACCUGCCAAUUGUGCUUAUCUUCGUUCGUUAUUAUUACAACUGAAAAACAAUUUACACGAUAAACAAAUAAUUCAUAAUAAACCGGGAAACACCGAGUAAAACACAUGGGAAAAACAACCAUGUUAUUUGUGAUCACUUUUAUUUUGCACUGAUUGUUGUGAAUAUUUAAAUCAUUUAUUAUUUGAAGUGGCUAUUAAUCGAUUUUGAUAUCUGCUGAUACAUCCGUUGAUGAGUUUCAAAUCCGAAUUUAGUGAAGUGAAGAUCUUUAAAUAACAAUCAACGCAAUUAUUGUCUUUGAGGUUUUUUUUUUGUCGGUGAGUCGAAUAUUUUUAAUUUCAAAUCGUGUCGAUGACGACUGGAUUGUCCAACCCAACAUCACUUUUCAAAUUUAUUACAAAAAAUUCGAUUCACAUUUCGAAUAAUUUUAUAUUGAACGGGACAACAUCUGCGAAAGGCAAAAUUUACGGCGAAUGUUCAACAGUUUUUUACUGCCACAUCAAUGGAAAUCGGCGUAUAUUUCAUAUGCAAAUAUUUUGAUUGAUUUUCUUCGUUUUCAAUUUACCGAUCAUUUCGUCCAUUCAUAUUUAUAAUUGAUUGCAAAUAAAAAUCACUGUUCUUUUUUUGGCUAUUUCUCGUUUGUUGACAUUCGUACUCUCUCACACACACACAUUGUUCCCACCUUUUGAACUUUCGACAAACAAUAUUUGAAAAAGUUAACAAAGAAGUUAAAUUAAGUAUUUCAACUAGUGAGAAAGCGGAAAAAAAUAAAAUAAAUUAUUGUUCAAAUACAGACGAGCGCAAGGUUAUUUUUCCAAUUUCAAAGAAAUUUCCAAUUUUGAACAAAAAAAACGGAUAAUUAUGCAAUGAAAUCAGAGACGGAAACAAGAAAACGAUAAAACAGCGACUGUAGACGUUCGUGAAACUUUCUACGUCUUUCGUUUUAUGUUUGCGCCAGUUUUAAAGUUAGUGCAAAAAAACUGUGUAUCUGUUGAAAAGAGCGAUAAAUCAAUAGGAGUGUUUAGCAUCAACGCAACUUGCCACAAAGAAAAAAGAAAUGGGAAAAAGAGGACGGAGUGAAGGGGAUUGCAUCUGUUCUGCAUCCAAAUCAAGCUCUUCUUGAGAAGAGUAAACGCCAAGAAAAAAAAAUUCACAUAAACUAAAAUCGUUUGUGCAAAAGUGUUAUCGUGGAGAUGACGCUAAACGGGAGAUAAGACCCAGAUACUAAAACGAAAGCAAAUUGUCGUCAUUGCGUUGAAUAUUCAAAAAGUUUGAGCUAAACAUUUUUCGUCACAUUUCCGGGAUUCAUCCAGAAUACCAAAACAAUUGGCCACCGGGACACAUUUGUACUUCGCACUCCUUCGCACAAAAAAAAAGAAACCAUUACAACGAUAAAGAGUGAGAGUGUGGCAACCAUAAAAAAAAGAUCCAAGUAACAAGAGUGCUGAUAAUAUUUUUAUUUUUGUUACGUUUCCAUUCACGCCACCGGGGAGAAGAAAUAAAACGAGUGAAAAAUUGUGUCACACAAGACACCAAAGACAAAUGGAUAUGAAUAACGAAUUUCUUAAUGGGAAAAUGGCGAAAUUAUUCACCAACGACAGUUUUGUUGACGCAAAAUCUGAUGAUUAUCGACUACCGCAAACAACAUUUGACAAUAAUGUCGACAAUUUAACGCUUAUUUAUGGCCCUCGACGUGAUUCAAUGGCGGUUGUCAUACCGAUUACAGCAAUAUACAUCUUAAUUUUUGUGACCGGAAUCAUUGGAAAUAUCAGUACAUGCAUUGUAAUCGCAAAAAAUCGCUCAAUGCAUACCGCCACCAAUUAUUAUUUAUUCAGUUUGGCCAUAUCCGAUUUUUGCCUAUUACUAUCGGGCGUACCGCAAGAGGUUUAUUCAAUUUGGUAUAAAUAUCCGUAUGUAUUUGGUGAUGUAUUUUGUGUGGCACGCGGUUUGAUUGCAGAAACAUCGGCAAAUGCAACAGUUUUAACGAUAACAUCGUUCACGGUUGAACGUUAUUUGGCAAUAUGCCACCCAUUUUUACAACACACAAUGUCAAAACUUAGCCGUGCAAUUCGUUUAAUUCUAAUCGUUUGGGUGGUUUCAAUUUGUUUGGCCAUACCGCAAGCAUUACAAUUUGGCGUUGUUAGCGAUCCAUUUCACAUGAUACACAUAUGCACACUGAAGCGUGUCAUUAUUGAACGGUCAUUUGAAUUGUCAACGGUUUUAUUUUUCUUAACGCCAAUGACAUUGAUCACCAUUUUAUACAUUUUAAUCGGAUUAAAAUUAAAAACAUCCGGAAUAAUCAAGCAUGAAAAUGGCGGAACAUCGUUGCAUCAGCGUGUACAUGUCAAUUCAACAUGUCGACAACAAGCAAGCGUUAGCACAAGACGUGUGUUGAAAAUGCUCGUUGCCGUUGUGCUAGCAUUUUUCAUCUGUUGGGCACCAUUCCAUGCACAACGUUUGGUUGCAUUCUAUUAUCGAGAUCACCCUUUUAUUUAUGCUGUAAUGACGUACAUAUCCGGAGUAUUGUAUUACUUAUCAACGUGCAUAAAUCCAUUGCUGUAUAAUAUCAUGAGCAAUAAAUUUCGUGAAGCUUUUAAGGAAACGUUGGCGAAAUGCUUUAAAUUACAAAAGAGAGAAUACGAUUCGUACAGCACCUACCGAAUGCUUUCACGACGCCAGCGAAGAUGGAACUGUUAUCAAGAGUCAGGAGACUAUUCUGGUAGUUCAAUCCGAGAUGACUACCUAUACUCAACCUCUACUCAGAAGCAGUCCUUCGAUUCGAUGACCGUAUCACAAUGUCAAUCGACUAAAAUGUCAAUUGAUUACGAUUUGAACAAUCAAUGUGCUGGUGAUUUUAAUAAAACCAUCAUAUUAUCGAAGCAUCAGCCACGUAGUAACAGCAAUUUGGGUGCAAAUGGCGUUGGAAGCAGAAGUAGUGGUGGCGGAGGCGGCGGCAAUAACGUGUGCCGAAUGAUUGACUCAACAUACAAUGACAAUGAAAUGAAUGUAAAGCAUGAUAAAUCACAUGAAAUCCGGAUCUCAAUCAAUUGUGUAAAUAGGAUAAAGCCAAAAAGUGAAUCAAAGCUAAUUCGAUUUUUUCAUAAUAUUUCACGUUGGCGAUUGCAUUCUCGUCACAUCGGCUAUUACAGUCCACGCACGAAUCAUUCAAUCGAUAUGAUAAAUGUACGCCAAAAUCCAGUUGUUGUUACAAAUAAUGAUGCUUAUCAAAUUUCUGAACGGAAUUUGGUACGUUUUAACAAUGCAAACAAUAACAUGAAGAAAACUCAACACAACGACAAUGACAACGAUUCAAUAAGUAACAGUAGCUUAAGAGAUGACAACGAAUUGGCAAUAAAAGACGAACUGUCCGCAUAUAUGGAAGAACUACGUUUACGUGAAAUAAGAUGACACAUGAGAAAUGCUCCGUGAGAUGAACAUUUUGACGCAAACAUUCAAACAAAUGCGUAUACGUCUCUAUGUAGAACGGACAGUAAAGAAAAAUAGUACCAUUUCAUUUCAGACUGCGUUUGCAUUUAUAUAAAACAAACAAAUCAAUUUACCAAACACACACGAAACCCACACAAUCUCAAUUUGAGUUUUUUUUUAUUUAAAGAAAAAGAAUAAAACAUACUAUACAUAUAUAAAUAAAAUUACAUAAAUGUGAUAAUAAUCUUAAUGUGAUACAUAAACACGCUUUUAAGGAGGAUGGUGAAAUAGUGACGAAACACACACACACACAUGAUAAAAAUUCAGUUGAAGUGUAUCCAAAAUUUGGAUUCCAAACGAGAAUGUAGCUAUUACACCAAUUAUUAUUGCUAUUAUUAUUCACAACCGUUUGUACUAUCCAUUCAGUUUUCUCUUCAAUUAACUAUUACUAUUGUACAUAAAAUCUAUCUAAAGUUUUAACAUUGUAAUUAGAACACAAAAUUGACCAAUUAAACCAAAACAAGACAAGACAUGUUUUUGUAUGAAAAUACAUGUCGUAUCUAUACCAAAAUCAUAAACUGUAUGUAUUCUGUUCUCUCAUUAGUUUGUAACACAUAAUAAUUAGAUUUAAAACAUUUAUAAAAUAUAAAGAAGUUUUCGAAUAGUUUAUGCAUUAAA